UCUGUCACAAAGCCGCAAGAACUCAUGCUUUUCUCCUAAAAAUACUUUAAAAAUGUUAGACGAAAAGCAAGUUGUGAGUGGAUUGAUCAUCCUUUUGUCCUUUUUCGUGGGCUACAAAUACGGCAUCAAAGUAUCCGACUCAAAAAAGGAUUCCAAAGACGACAAAUCUGACAAAAACAAUGGAUUUGUAUUUUCGGACUUUUUACGAGGCGACUACAAAAUGGUGCUCGUCGUACGAAACGACCUCAAAAUGGGCAAAGGUAAAAUCGCCGCGCAAUGCGGACAUGCCUCGGUUGGCGCUUACGAAACGGGCUUGAAACGCUUUCCGCAACUCGUACAUCGCUGGAAUUCGAGCGGAAGCGCAAAAAUUGCCGUAAAAGUCGAGAGCGAAGAAGAACUCAACGCAAUUCAUCGCAAAGCAAAAUCUCUGGGACUUAAUUCGUGCGUAAUUCGGGAUGCGGGUCGCACGCAAAUUGAGCCAAAUACCAAAACGGUGCUCGCUGUUGGACCAGGACCGGUUAAAACCAUAGAUGAAGUGACGGGACACCUGAAGCUUUUGUGAAAUUACGUUUUAUACACAUUGAAAUCUUAAAAUACAAAACUUAACAAUUAA
Molecule: messenger RNA, 613 nt
Organism: Culicoides brevitarsis
Lineage: Eukaryota; Metazoa; Arthropoda; Insecta; Diptera; Ceratopogonidae
Product: probable peptidyl-tRNA hydrolase 2
Exons: 2
Coding region: 53-562 (169 amino acids)
Cellular component (GO): mitochondrion; cytosol
Molecular function (GO): peptidyl-tRNA hydrolase activity
Source: RefSeq, a predicted model, not a curated record